AUGUUCCUUCAAGCUGAGACCCAAUUCGGUCUCAAUUUCCUGCAAACUCUACCGUACCAAAAUGAGUCCCUGGUUUUCUCGCCGAUAUCUAUUGCUCUAGUUCUCUCGUUGGUGCAUACCGGUGCCCGUGGGAGAUCCAAGGAACAAAUUGGAGAUGUCCUGUUAAGAGGAGCCAGUGAUGACCAAUAUGUGAAUCAUUUUUCCUACAUAAACGAGAACAUUCGGAAAGGAGAGAAUGGUGUUCAAGUAAAUAUAGCCAACCGGGUCUACUUGAAGAGAGGUUUCACUGCCAACCCCACAUUCUUAUCAGUAGCCCUCAAAAACUAUGGAGCUGAUGCCAAAACCUUGGACUUUACAUCGCUGACAGCUGUCCGAGAAGUCAACACUUUUGUCAAAGAAGCAACCAAAGGAAAAAUUACAGAGAUUGCCACGAAGGACACUCUCCAAGACGCCGUUGCACUUCUGAUCAACGCCUUAUAUUUCAGAGGCGACUGGGAGGAGAUUUUCGAUGGAUUCUCCACAUCGGACCACGACUUCACAACCUAUUCUGGCGCUAUAAAAAGUAUGAAGUUUAUGAGGGAUUUUAUGAGUGAUCGUGACUACUCAUCUGAUGAAAUUUUCCAAGUUCUCCAUCUAAAUUAUACGGACUCACGAUUCAAGUUUUCUGCAUUCCUACCAAAGGAGAAGAACACGUUAAAGCAGGCAUUGACGAAAUUGGAUGCGAAGAGAUUCCAGAGCCUAGUUAAAAAUAGCAAAGGGACUUUCAUGAAUACUGUCCUUCCAAAGUUCACUGUGGAAAAGGAAGUAAGCCUGAAGAGUAGUUUGGAGCGUAUGGGUAUCACGGACAUUUUUUCGGAUCAAGCUAACCUAGUGGGACUAGCUGAGAACAUCAAAAUUUCCAAUGGCGUACACAAGGCCCUUAUUGAGGUUAACGAAGAAGGUACCGUAGCUUCAGCAGCAACAAUGGCGAAAGCUGUCCCGAUGUCGUUUAGAACGGAAACUCCAGUUGAAUUCAAGGCAGAUCACCCAUUUUUGUUCGCUCUUUCAUUCUUGGGACAUCCUAUUUUCCUUGGAGUAUUUAAUGAGUAG
Molecule: messenger RNA, 1089 nt
Organism: Caenorhabditis briggsae
Lineage: Eukaryota; Metazoa; Nematoda; Chromadorea; Rhabditida; Rhabditidae
Gene: Cbr-srp-3
Product: Protein CBR-SRP-3
Exons: 4
Coding region: 1-1089 (362 amino acids)
Molecular function (GO): serine-type endopeptidase inhibitor activity
Source: RefSeq, a predicted model, not a curated record